AUGUACAGCAACUCGCCGCACCAGAUGAUGGUGCAACCCUCGCCAUUUAGGAGUUUUGGUGACUCCAAUGGCUACACCCACCCCAUGGAGAAGCCGCAGAUAUACACCGCCGUAUACUCGGGCGUCUCCGUCUACGAAAUGGAAAUCAACCGCGUGGCCGUCAUGCGCCGGCGCUCCGACUCCUGGCUGAAUGCCACCCAGAUCCUGAAGGUUGCCGGCGUUGACAAGGGCAAGCGCACAAAAGUUCUCGAAAAGGAAAUCCUUACCGGCGAACACGAAAAGGUGCAAGGCGGCUACGGGAAGUACCAAGGUACCUGGAUAAACUACCGCCGCGGGAGGGAGUUCUGCCGCCAAUAUGGAGUCGAGGAUAUCCUAAGGCCGCUGCUGGACUACGACAUGAGCGCUGACGGAAGCGCCGGCCAGGGGAUCGACACGCCGACGAAAGAGCAAGCCAUGGCAGCAAACCGGAAGAGAUUCUACACAGCCAGCAUGGAUGGCCGCAACUCCAGCCAGAACGUCGGCGGCACCUUUUUCUCCAACAUCUCCUCGACAGCAACUAGCGCACUGGCUGCUAUGAACAAAGUUGCAAGGAUGAACUCUCCCGCACCACGACCUUCAAGCUCCUCCCAGCGGAGAUCCAUGGGAAGGCCGUCACAAGGACCUGUAGGCAGCCAAGAAUCCUUCCGGGGAAGUCAACAGAGCGCUCCGAGCCUCAAUUCUGAGCGCAGCUUUGGCGCAAAUGGCACUGGCGAUUCGGCAUAUGCCACUCAGCGCUACAGUGGAGACUAUGACGGACCUGCCGACUCUCAGGAACCGCCACGGAAAAGAAUGCGGCCAUCCCAGGAGGACUCCUUUGCCCAACCAAACGGGGCCGAAAUCUCCAUGCGCGAGGGAUCGCCCACCGAGCCUAAUGACUCUUUCGUUUACCACCAGCCAGGGCAGCAUCUGGCCACCGCCAAUGGGGAAGUGCCUACUGCUCUAGCUCCGCUCCCACCGCCUAGUGAUGAAAGAUCGGAACUGAAGCAGGCCAUGUUGACCGACCUUUUUGCUGAUCAGUCUCGUACCGAUUUCUCGAACCAUCCUGCCAUCAAAGAGCUUUCCGGCUCGGAUCUAGACAUGCCUAUUGACAAUACCGCAAAUACGGCACUACACUGGGCUGCUACCCUAGCUCGCGUGUCGCUCAUGCGACUCCUUGUCUCCAAGGGCGCGAAUAUGUUCAGGGGCAACGCUGCUGGCCAAACACCGCUGAUGAGCGCUGUUUUGGUAAACAACAGUCUCGACCACAACAGCUUCCCGGAAACGCUGGAAAUAUUAGCGCCUCUCAUAGAACUGAGAGAUGCUCAAGGCCGUACCAUUCUCCAUCAUAUUGCGGUCACAUGUGCGAUCAAGGGUCGCGCGGCGUCGAGCAAGUACUACCUCGAAGCGCUUCUAGAAUACCUCGUCCGAAGUAAUACCGGUUCAAACAGUCAGUCCAACUCUUUCGACGGCAGCGGCAAUUUAACAAUGAAGCCAAUAGGCCUUAUGAGAUUCAUGCAAGAAAUGGUUAAUGCUAGAGACAAGGGUGGCAACACAGCUCUGAAUCUUGUAGCACGCAUCGGCAAUCGUAGCAUCAUUUCGCAAUUGAUGGAAGUCCAAGCAGACCCCACGAUACCAAAUUACAAGGGCAUGAGGCCCAUUGACUUUGGCGUGGGAAGCGAACUGGAACGCGCAGACGCCCCGUCCAUGAGCCAGAUGAGUUCGCCAAGCAAGAGCAAAGCACCGUUAAGUAAAGUCGAGGAAACAAGCAGAGAGAUGCUACCACUCUUUCAAUCGUUCCUUUCGCAAGCAUCAACACAAUACAACCAAGAGUCCCGAUUAAAACAAGACGCCAUCGACCGUUUGAACGAAUCUAUAGCGCAACAAUCCGCGCUCCAGAAAUCCGAAUCGCUCCACCUCGACACCCUCCGCCAGAAUCUGCGCGCUCGGACCGACCGCUCGCAGCGAAUCCUAAACCUCCGGCGCUGGCUGGACACACAGCGACGCGUCCUAAGCGUCACCGACCCCUCGGGCUUACAAGGCGCAAACAAGGUACGCGUGGGCGACGCAGACGAACAUGGUGUGGGCGUCUCUAUCCGUCUUGAGGAUCUGCCCGAGACGGCGAAGAACGCGAGCAGGAGUUUGAAUCUUCCGCCGUCAUCGUCAGCCGAAUUCCUCAAAAUCCCACCGCUACCGCUAGAUGCGUCUACCAUGUCUCCCGAGCAGCAGAUCUACCUUUCCCGCUUACCAAGUACGGCUGUGCUCCGGAGUAAAUUGGAAGCUUAUGUCGAAAACAACAUCGCUCUCGCUGGGCGCAGCAAAGUGCUAAGGAAGACGAACGGCGAGCUGGGGACUAUGUAUCGGAAAGUCGUGUCGCUGUGCGCCGGCGUCGCAGUGGCAGACGUAGACGCCAAACUAACCUCGCUGAUUGCAGCGAUUGAGAGCGAGGAGAGUGACACAAUUGAUUUGGCACGUGUGAAGGAGUUUUUGAGGAAGGUGGAGGGGGUUGAAGGUUAA
This is a messenger RNA of Mytilinidion resinicola, 2532 nucleotides long. Its product is annotated as apses transcription factor-like protein. The transcript is spliced from 3 exons. Bases 1 to 2532 code for a protein of 843 amino acids. NCBI's taxonomy places the organism in Eukaryota, Fungi, Ascomycota, Dothideomycetes, Mytilinidiales, Mytilinidiaceae. Gene Ontology annotation, molecular function: transcription coactivator activity; DNA binding; protein binding. The record is from RefSeq and is a predicted model, not a curated record. Gene Ontology annotation, cellular component: MBF transcription complex; SBF transcription complex.